CUUCCGUAGAUUGAAAGGAGGGAUGAUAUUUCACAAGAAGUAGUGGGUGCCAGUUUCCAACAUUGAAAGUGGGUCAUGUUUAUUGGAUAAAAAUAGCCAAAAUGUCAGCAAGGGUUGGUGUCGAAUUCAGCAGUGAGGAAACGGAGGAACACACAGUGAUUCUUCAGAGUUAUGUUACCGAGCAACAUCGAGAUGACCUGAUCGAUAUUCUGCUACAAGAGGACGAUGGUACCCAUUUCCCCAUCAUAAUUGAUGCGAUGACGUUGUUUGAGUCCAACAUGGAUCUGAGCGAUUUGGUCCUGAACAAUCCCGUGCAUACACUGUCGGCCUUCAAUGCAGCGCUACGACGUGCGGCGAUGGCUAUUUACAGGGACCAUCCCCAGAAGGAGGAAAUGACCACAAAGAUUAACCUCCACGCCAGGGUGACUGGACUGCCCGUCUGCCCAGAGCUGAUCCGGGAAACACUGCCCAAGAAUUCCGACAUUGGCCGGUUCCUGUCAGUCUCAGCUACCUCUAGCAAGUGCAUGAUCAGUAAAUAACCAACACAAGUGUACUCUAAAUGUCUAAAAGUAAACUAUGAAUCGGGAAAUUCCUCCAUCAGUUGUGGCCGGUACUUGCUGUUGCAAUAGAGGCUCUGUCACCCCUUUUACCAAAGACAACUUUCAGCCCCUUCUGAAACUGCUUGUACUUGAUGGCAUAUA
Messenger RNA from Patiria miniata (bat star), 701 nucleotides. RefSeq names its product DNA helicase MCM9-like. Bases 102 to 539 code for a protein of 145 amino acids. The record is from RefSeq and is a predicted model, not a curated record. NCBI's taxonomy places the organism in Eukaryota, Metazoa, Echinodermata, Asteroidea, Valvatida, Asterinidae. The transcript is spliced from 5 exons.